AUUUGAUCCAUUUCAUAUAUUACUAAUAUUAUUAUUGAAUUUAUGAAUGAAUUAUUAUUUAUGUUGUGUACUACUUGCAUAUACUACUGAUUAUUUAUAAAGUACAUAUAUGAUUAAAUGGUAUAUAAACAUUAAAUGUACAAUAAAAAAAUCAAUUAUGAAAUGAAAUGGAUUUUGUUUUUUUGAUUACAUAAUUGAUCACAUCAUUUAUUGAAUUAACUAUAUAUUACCUUUGGAUAGAUUCAAGAUAUUUUUUAAAAAUAUUGUCAAGGAAGCUCAUUAUAAAGAAACGGUGAAACUGUGUAUCAUAUGAUUAGUUCUCAUGUUUACUUACUGGGCAACUGGAGCUACCUUAGGUGUGUUGGCUAUAUUACUUGUUUUAUUCCUAUUACUUUUGUGUCUUCCAUGGCAUAAGUGUGAUCGAUACUGUUCUUGCUGUCGUUGUUGGCUUUUUAGUUCAAAUGAGAAUAUUCACAGACAGUCAGAUGAUGCAUUUCGUGCAGCCAGAAUGCCUGGAGAGUACCCUAUGCCAAUGUUUGACUUCAUCCCACCAUCUGCUUUGCCUAAAUUACCAAACUACGAAGAAUGUUUAAAUACUGGGCCACCAGCAAAUGACGAAGCUCCACCUCCGCCAACUCCACUUUCUUUUUAUUCAGCUAAUUCAAAUGGUCAAUCAGCUUUACGUCUUACUAUCCACAGUCAACCAGAUUUAGUUGCUCACAAUCACAGUUCCCAAGCACUUGCUAGUCCUUUAUCCACACCUCCACCAACUUAUUCGUCGACGUGUUUGCAAAGGCCAUCAACAACGAGUCGAACAGGUGAAGAUACAUCUAGAAUAGUUGAAAACUCAUCUCAUACAACAUCAAGGCAAAUAUCGGUGGACCGUUAAUUAAUUGUUAUCUUAAUUUUUUUUUCCUAAUUACGGUUUUGUACUCUCAAAAUAAUGGAUUACCUGUCUCUCCCUGUUACACCUUGUACCAUUCUUUCAGUUGUGGGCGUUUUGAUUUUUUCUUGUUUUAAUUACAAAUAUAGAGAUGAAAAUAUAUUUCUGUGAUCAUUGAACAAUUAUGAUAAUAUACUACUACAACUUUGAUGAGUAGUUAUAAAUCUUAGAGAUAAAAUAAUCAGUUCAGAUUUUUUUCUAGAUAUUUUUUUACCAACCUUUCACAUUCUUUCUCUUUUGAAAUAUCAAGAAUUUUCUGAUAAUAAAUAACACAAACAUAUACU
Molecule: messenger RNA, 1227 nt
Organism: Schistosoma margrebowiei
Lineage: Eukaryota; Metazoa; Platyhelminthes; Trematoda; Strigeidida; Schistosomatidae
Source: the annotation of a GenBank genome assembly